Messenger RNA from Lucilia cuprina (Australian sheep blowfly), 2259 nucleotides. Its product is annotated as probable serine/threonine-protein kinase dyrk1. The record is from RefSeq and is a predicted model, not a curated record. NCBI's taxonomy places the organism in Eukaryota, Metazoa, Arthropoda, Insecta, Diptera, Calliphoridae.
AGUUAAGCUGACUGGUGGCUGGCUGGUUGGCAUGUAGACUGGCAGACAGCACAGGCUGGUAAAGUGGCAGCGUACUCAAACAGCAAGCAACUAAAAAAAAAAGAAACACACAAGCAAGCAAACAAACAACAACUACUAGCCAACAAUGUUGAGGAUGGAUGAAUGACUGGCUGGCUGACUGGCUAGAUGGAUGGAAUACAGCGAACUCGAUAACAUUUUGAGGCAGUCUUUGGCUACACUUCGUAUUGAGCGUAUCGCGGGUAUGUUGUUUUGCGUAUCGUUUGUACCGCGUUAUUGUUACUCGUCGUCGGGCCACCACCACCACUACCACCACCAUCAUCAUCAUCAACAACAACUACAACAAUAUCGUCGUCAUUCAGCAUGAUAAUACAACAACAAUAACAUUUAAAGCAACAAAAACAACAUUAAAAAUUACAAAUACAUUUAUAAAAAAUAAAAUAAAAAAAGUCAAACACACACACACAGUCUCACUCAUGACAAGAAAGAAAAAAAUCAUAAAAGAGCGAGCGUUUUUCAUAGUGCUGCAUUGAAAUCCACACAAAAAGAAACUUAAAACAUUUUGUUGUAAAGAAAAUUUAAAACAAUUCUAACGUUGUCAAACUUAAAAUAUCGGUUCAAUAUAUAUUUAACAAAGCGGACGAAACACACUUAAUGCGAAAACGGAAAAUUUUCUUAACUUUCUUUUAAUAGUUGGUUUUAUAAUUAUUAUUAUUGUUAUGCGUGUGUUAUAAAUUCUAUCAAAAUGUUUUCUAUACAUAAAACAAUAAAAACUUUGCAAGAAAGUCCGUGUAAAGGAAACUGUAGUAAUUAUGGGUCAAAUAUAAAGGGCCUUUAAUUAAAGGCCUAUGUACUAUAGAACAUAGUAAAAGAGAAAAAGAGAGACUAGAGAACCCAUAAAAGCAAAAAAAAAAAUUGGGUAUUAAAAUUCUUUUAUUAUUAUUUGGUUUUUGCGUGGGAGUACGAAAGUUAAAAAAGGAAAAGGAACUACAGCAAAAAUUUGUGUUUUAUAACAAAAAAACCAAUUUCCACCAAAUGUCUUCCGGAAUAAAUAGUCGUGAAAUUUUCGUGUUUUUGGAUAUUUUGAUUUGGAAUCAAACAAAGCGGAGAAAUCGACAAAACAAUGAUAAUAACAAUAACAACAGCAACAAUAAUAAUAGCAACAGCAGCAGCAGCAGUAGUAGUACUAGUAAUAUAAGCAGAAGCAGUAAUAGCAACAGCAACAAUAACAAUUAUAAUACAAACUCUAAUAUAACAAAAGUGAUUAAAAGUGCUGGCGAUAAUAGCAGCAAAAAACUAAAUUUAGUGGGUCAACAGCAACAACAGCAACGUCUGUGACAGCAACAACAACAGCAUCAUCAACAACAACAAUUAAAGCAGCAGCAGGAAAAAACAACAGUGAAAGUGAUAAAGUGCAAAAAUACAAAUACAACUAACAACAAUAAAACUAUUACAAAAUUAAAUAGUAACAACAACAACAGCAACAACAAUAAUAAUACAACAAUUAUAAAUAAUAAAAAAAUCAUACAUAAUAACAAUAACAACAACAAAAGCAAUAUAUUAACAGCUACAGCAACUCAAACAACAGCCAACAACAAUUUAAUGAAAAAUCAAAUUGAAAUUUUACACAAAUUUAGCUGAAACUUUCUAAGUACACAUACUUACAGUUAUACACAGAUACAGACUACACACUACAGUUACAGAUACAUUUAUCAAAUCAAUCAAAUCAUUUAGAUAUUUUUAUUCAUUUGUUGUAUCUCAACUCUCUAUUACUGCCAACUUAAUUUAGGGAAUGUUGAAAACUAUUCCAGGUGUAUGUGUGUGUGUGAGUGCUUGUGUUUGUGUGUUCAUACAAAUGAACAAACUGACAAAUGAUUCAUUUUAAAGAAAGUAUGAACAAAGUUAAGAAAAAAGCCACUACUAUAAAACUCUUCUAAAGAUCUUUAAGUUGUUGUUUUUUUUUGUUAGUUGCUUUUCUACAUUUAAGUUUGUUUUUUUUUUGGAAACUUGUGGUUAAAUAAUAAUAAUUUCACUUAAUAAUAAAAACAAGAAAGUAAUCAAUUUUAAAUUUAAACCUCUUUUUUUAGAGGUGAGAAGAAAAAGGUGUCAUCAACUUGAAUUUGCAAUGUAAAAUUUAAAAAAAAAUAAAAAUACUGGUAUUUUACUCAAAACUUUCAAUUGCUUAGUAAAACUUCUAAAACAAAAUUUUUAGGUUAUUUAAAACAAAUUUUCUAAAAUUUU